Sclerotinia borealis F-4128 is the source of this 2613-nucleotide messenger RNA. Lineage: Eukaryota; Fungi; Ascomycota; Leotiomycetes; Helotiales; Sclerotiniaceae. The record is from the annotation of a GenBank genome assembly.
AUGACGUCGUCUUCUGGCCCCGCAAGACCCGUAUCACCAUCAAAUAGCUUCUAUGCUUUGAGCGACGACGAGGAGGGCGACUAUAAUACCGUCACGCACAUUGAGUCAGGUAAAGGAGUCAAACUAUUGUUUUCCAAGAGCAAGGUAGUUAUUCCCAACAUCUUGAUAAUUUCGAGCAAGUGCGGGGUCAUUCAAGCAGCUUAUCACUUAUCACUGACAUCUCAACUACAACAACAGGUUUAUAUCCAUCCUACACCAUCUGCGAAAGAUAAUAUUCCAGGAUACAUAGCUCUACUACAACAAAAGCCACCUCCGGAUUCUCGUCCUACGUCGUCUUCCUCUCAAGAUGCAAAACCAAAAGCCGCCGCUUCCUUGCUUCUUGCAUGGCUCCCCGAAUCGUCCCUUGGGGAUGCCCUGAAUACAUAUGUGAAGGUUGAUCUUGCAGAAGGCGAUUCUCCACCAAAACAAUCAUAUCUCGUACCGCCUCCUCCAACCACAACUACACAUUCUGGCUCGGUCGGACAUUACGCUUUCGCCAUACCCGUCUCGCAGGUUUACAGCCUACUCGUACGACCACCAAGUCUAGGAUGGUGGUUCGGAAGCGUCGUCAUCAAUUCUCGAGUUGGAGAUUCCUUCCCUGCGCUAUUUUUCCACGAUUCAGAAUGUCAGUCUACGAUUUUACAAAAGAAGAAGAGGACGAGGGAAUCGUUUGAUCCGUUUGGGGCGAAUGGAGAGAUGUUUUGGGGCGGUGAUGAGGUAUUGAGGUGGCUGAGACGAUAUGUGGAGAUUGAGAGAAGUGGUGCGGAACCGAACAUUUACUUGGUGGAACCGUCGGUUGAAGAUAAAGAAGCGUUUGGAGAUAAACCGGUCACAUCUGCGCCGGUGAGAAGACCAACGAGUAGUGGUGCGAGAGUUGGAAGUGCUGCGGGUGCAGGUUCGAGUUCAUAUCGCAGUGCGCAAAGAGACGCGGGGAUGGAUCCGGUUACAAAGUUUGUGAAGGAGACGGGGUGGAAUCUGAUGGAGAAAUUCAGCAAAGUCACGACAUUUACUAGGAGGACGGCCGAUUCAAUCGUCGAUAACCCGAAAGUACCUCCGCAGGUCAGGAGAUUUAUGAAGAAUCCGGAGGUCCAAACAUUACAAGAGGAGUUCGAUAGUGCGAGGAUAUAUUUGGCACGAUGGGCUAUGGGAAUCGCAGAACAGAGUGAAAGGGAUCGAAACCAGAGGAUAUGGACGGCGAGAGAUGUCUUAGAAAUGGAGGAAACAGAUGUUGGCGAGUUUGAGUUAUUGGAGACCGAGAUGGGUUCUUUGACUAUGAGGGAACAGAGAAAAACAGUAACACUGAGAGAGUGGAACAAGUUCUUCGAUCAGAGGACCGGCAGAUUAUCAAUUACAGUCGAUGAAGUCAAGGAAAGGGUAUUUCACGGCGGACUCGAUCCAGAUGAUGGAGUUAGGAAGGAGGCUUGGCUAUUCUUACUCGGUGUGUAUGAAUGGGAUUCUUCGGCGGACGAAAGAAAGGCCGUGAUAGCAGGUCUACGUGAUGAGUACGUGAAGUUAAAGGGUGCGUGGUGGGAUCGUUUAAUCGAUCUUGGAGGUGAAGGAGAAGAGGGGGACUGGUGGCGAGAACAAAAGAACCGAAUAGAGAAGGACGUUCAUAGAACCGAUCGUAACAUUCCAUUAUUCGAGGGAGAAGACACACCACAUCCAGAUCCCGACUCACCAUUUGCUGAUGUGGGUACCAAUGUUCACUUGGAGCAGAUGAAAGACAUGCUUCUUAGCUACAACGAAUACAAUCGUGACCUUGGUUAUGUACAAGGCAUGUCAGAUCUUCUUGCUCCGAUAUAUGCCGUUAUGCAAGACGAUGCGAUCGCUUUUUGGGGCUUCCAACACUUCAUGGAACGUAUGGAAUGUAAUUUCCUCCGUGAUCAAUCGGGCAUGCGAUCUCAACUUCUUACACUUGACCACCUGGUUCAACUCAUGGAUCCCAAGCUGUAUCUUCAUCUUCAAAGUGCAGAUAGCACCAAUUUCUUCUUCUUUUUCCGCAUGUUACUCGUUUGGUACAAACGUGAAUUUGCAUGGCUAGAUGUUCUACAUCUUUGGGAAAUAUUAUGGACGGAUUUUUUGAGCUCUGGCUUCCAUCUAUUUAUUGCUCUGGCAAUUUUAGAGAAACAUAGGGACGUUAUCAUGACUCAUCUGCAGCAUUUUGACGAGGUGUUGAAAUAUGUCAAUGAACUAUCUAACCAAAUAGAUUUGGAAUCCACGCUUGUCCGCGCCGAAGCAUUAUUUCAUCGAUUUCAACGAACAGUCGAGGCCAUUGAUAAGAAAUCAAGUUUUCCAAAGCCAUCUGUUAGACGCCGUGGUACACAGAGCACACCGCAAGCGUCUGGACCUUCUGGCUCUAGCGGUGUAACUAGUGGUGCCGAUACAGGAAGCGGCGCAAUUGAAGGCGCCAGAAAAGACAAAGGCAAGAAACCAAAUGGAGAAUUAGAAGAUAUGCCCGAGAGACCAAAGGUUAUUAGUAAGGAAUUGAGAGAUUUGUUGAGUAAGAAAGUGGUGGUGUUACCGAGGAAGGUGGUGAGGAGAGAAGGGGAGGGACUAGCCAAGGUACAGAAAUAA